ACAAAACGUGUUAUGAAAGCUGUUGCUGCCUGGACUUGUGAAAAAAAAAACCCGUUUGGUCACAGAAGAUAGCGUUUGCUCCACAAUGAUGCCAAGAGCAGUGUUUGUCAGUGGGCCUUCUUCACGGUAGUGUCACGUGUUUUCUAAUUUUAGCAAGCGUGCUAACUGUUAGCAGCCGCGGACAGCGAUGUGAAGCAGCAGAAAAGAAACAGCAGCAGGAAGACGGGCUGAAAACACAUCACGAUGAUGACGCAGAGGUUCAACUUCUCGUAUGAAGAGAAGGAGGAAGUCCAGGACCCUGCUGCUCUGUCCUACAGCAUGUCCAUUGACAAGCUCUUCCCAGCACUGCUGCAGUGCUUUGGGAUAAUCCUGUGUGGAUAUAUCGCAGGGAGGGCAAACAUCAUCACCUCCACCCAGGCCAAAGGAUUGGGAAAUUUUGUUUCCAAUUUUGCCCUGCCGGCGCUGCUGUUUAAGAACAUGGUGCUGCUGGAAUUUGAGAAUGUCGUCUGGCCUUUUCUCUGGAGCAUCCUCAUCGCCAAGGUGUCUGUCUUUUUCCUGGUCUGCGUCCUGACACUGAUGGUUUCCAGUCCUGAGAGUCGCUACAGCAAGGCUGGGCUCUUCUCCAUAUUUGCAACACAAAGCAAUGACUUUGCCUUGGGAUUUCCAAUAGUGGAGGCCUUGUACAAGAACACGUACCCACAGUACAUGCAGUACAUCUACCUGGUGGCGCCCGUGUCCUUGAUGCUCCUGAAUCCCAUUGGCUUUGCCCUCUGUGAAGUGCAGAAGUGGAAGAACCAGGAAAACCCUAAGCACAGCAAACUGCUGAUUGUGGGACUGGUAGUUUUGCAGGUGGUAAAGAACCCAAUAGUGUUCAUGGUUGUCAUCGGGCUCAUGGCCCACUUUCUGCUGCAACAGUCCAUUCCCUCCUUCAUGGCCGGGUUUGUGGACGGCUUGGCCAACUCUUUCAGUGGAGCCGCCUUGUUCUACCUGGGUCUGACUAUGGUGGGACAUUUGACAAAACUCACCAGGUCCACAGUCGUCACACUGAUACUACUCGUUACUGCAAAACUGCUGCUAAUGCCCCUUAUUUGUAAAGACAUGGUGGAACUGCUGGACAACAACAACGGCAGCAGCUCCUCCAACCACUCAAGUCUGUCCAACUACGCCUUCCUUUACGGAGUGUUUCCCACUGCACCCAGUGUGGCCAUCUAUGCUGUCUAUUACAGCACCGAGCUGGAAGUCGUGACCUCAGGGAUGGUGGUCUGCACCUUCCUCUCAGCUCCUAUCAUGUACGUUUCUGCCUGGCUGCUCACCAUCCCGUCGAUGGAUCCCAAACUUGUGAUGAAUUCACUGCAGAACGUCAGCUUUAACAUAAGCAUCGUGAGCUUAGUUGCACUGGUUUGGACAACCGCUGUCAUGUUUCUAAAUAAGAAACUGAAGAGACUUCCUCACAUGUUCACCAUCAACCUGUUCUUAGCCCAGUUUCUCACCUGUAUAGGGAUGAUCCUGUGGAACUUUAUUGUGAAAGAAAACAACUUCACCGGGCAGGUGCUGACUUUCAUGUUGUUGUGCACCUCACUCUACAGCACCUUCGUGUGGCCAGCUCUAAUUGCGCUGUCACUGGCACUAAUGAGAAAGUUUGAGGAUCUGAAAGUCUCUUCAGGCAUGUUUGUUAUUGUGGGCUGGGGGGUUCCUGCCUUAGCUACUGCAGUGUUGCUCAUUUCAGGAGGGAAAAUGUCUGACACCAUUGAUUCUUCCUUCUUUUAUGGUAGACCACAGAUCAUCUGCACCGUGGUCGUAGCUGGCCUCAGCAUACUGCUGGGAGGAAGCUCGCUGGUGUGUCUGAGACGAGGAAGUUGGACCCAGAAUGAUCAGACUGGGGGAGAAAACUGUCCCACGGAAGAUCUCAUUGCUGAUGUUGAGCCCCCAAACCAAACAGAUAUUGAACCAGUCACCACGUCAGAAGAGCUCAACAGAGCAUGCCUCAUCUGUGACUGUGCAGCAGCCCAGCCCAUGCCCGACAUGAUCAUUAGCACAAGUAUAAACAACACAACCACCACACCUGCAGGAGAGUGUGAUAUUAGAUGCGAGUCCACAGAAUGUCUCCUUGUCAAAGUGGAAGAGCUGCAGCAGACCACAGACAGACAGGUGGCCCGUCACGUGCUCCUGUGUCUGCUUCUGAUCAUCAGUCUGCUAGCUAACCUGUCCAGCUGCCUGUGGUUGUUUUUUAACCAGGUCCCUGGUAGACUGUACCUGGAGCUGCAGUUCUUUUGUGCCGUGGCCAACUACGGACAGGGUUUGCUCUCGUUUGCUCUCUUUGGUCUGGAUAAACAUAUGAUUUUAUUACCAUUUAAAAAGAGGUUGUACGGGCUGUGGUAUGGAAGAAAGCAGGAAGAACAGCUUCAGUGUCAUUUACCAGAGCACAUCAGACUGACCUGCACCAAGUUCACAAAAUACCACAAGGAGCAGUGUUUUCAUGAUAUUGUUAAAAAGAGGAGGUGUGGGAAAAGCUCAACGGUGGACUGUUUUCUUGGCUGUGAAUUGGUGGACUGGCUGCAGCAGGUUGGUUUGGCUCAGGACCGCGGUGAGGCAGUUCUUUACGGGACGCAGCUACAGCAAGGCGGUGUCCUCCAGCACAUUGGUCAGGAAUACUGCUUCCAAGACGGGCGCCUUUAUUACCGCUUCAUCACAUGACACACUGACUCGCAAAGAUAAGAGACAGCAAAGAUUUACUCUGAAGAGUAAACAGUCUGUCACUUUAUUGCACUAUUGUUUAGUUUGCACCAACAUGUUUUUAUUUGGACCCAGUCAGGACAGCAGUUCAGAGUAUUUGACAGAACUGCAGGUUUUUAACCUUUUAGCUAAAAGAGAGGUCUAUUAUUUAAUGAAGGUGUAUUUUAACUCUGAAGUUGUUACAGUUCUGUGAUUAUAGUACUUAUACUGACAUUCAAGGACUUCAUGUUCCCAAACUAAAUAAGGCAAAAACAUAAGGCAUGAAGAUCUUUAGUAUUCUCAAAACUCGUGUAGAAUAUCCAAAUUAAAAUUACCCAUUUUAUGGCUAAUCACAUACAUAGUAAUCCGUUGCCAAGAAAUAGCUUUGUCAGCUCAGCUUUCAUAAAGGCAAGUUUCUUUUUAGAAACAUAGUCUUCCUACUACAUGUGUAUGAAUGGGUAUCAAAGGGAUCAAGGUUCUUGUUGUGUUGCAUGGGUAAGGAUAUUUUGAGCAUGUUUACUUCCCCUUUAGUUCUGCAUGGCUCUAACCAUUGGCCAGAAUUCAAACAGCAGAAGAAAAACUGUGUUGAAUCAAAUCUUCUUUAACUUAUUCAAAAGGACAUUUAAUGGAAUUUAAAUACAAUGUCAGAAUCAGUGAAACCUUUAAGACUAUUGACUUUGAAUUGUCUAAUUUCUCUCAGUUGCACAUCUAACACCACACAGUGAGGUGUUUGAAACUGAAACUGCAGCUCCGAGUGCAGGUUAAUGACCUUUUAUGUGAUUUAACGUACAUUUUAAAUAUACUCCUGAGCUAGUUAAUAAGACAACUUGGUAACAGAACAUUAAAAAGAAAUAGACAUAAAGCCGCUGCUACAAAUGUCAGUGAGUCAGUCCUUUAGUUCUGAACAGGGAAAACCUUUAAAGAAAUAUUUAUGGUAAUCUGAUCAUUCAUUUUACAUGUCUCUGCUCCUAAUAACAUGGAAUGAGGCUGUUUGUUGAACUAUUAACUCAUUAACUUUGUCUGCACUUGGAUUUUCUCUUUGUCGUCUGGCUGGUUAAAGACUUAUUAUCACCUGGGCAUUUGAACUUUGUGUAGUUCUAUUGUGUUCCACAGUGUGAACAAUAACCACGAAAACGCGAGACAUUUGAGGCACAUUUUAUAGUAUUUUAUUCUAUUCUAUUUGCCAAAGGAAAGUGGUUUAUUUUAAUAUAUUUUAGUUCUAUUUUUAAAGGUUGGUGGUACCGUUGAGUGACACUGAGUGUGAAUGCGAACUAUCAUUAUUUUACAUGGAAAGUUGGUGAUGUGAAAUUAUGAUUGCACUGGUUAUCUGAACUGUGUGAGUUGUGCAGAUAAAGAAAGUUGGAAUUAAAUAUUUUGGUGCGCUCAUGAUUUUGCACCUUAUCAGCACGCAGGCUUUUAAUACAUUAAAGAGGCUCUGUGCUGAAGACAAUUUGUCAGAAAUCCAGUAUUGUAAUACUAUCUAUCGCAAGUAAUUCAAGUGAUAAAGUAAACAGACUGAAAGUGUCUGAAAUUCUAUGAUCCUGCUUUACUGUGUCAUAAAUCUACAGGGAAAUAAAACAAAUAUUUAGUCUUAGCAUUAUUUCUCUGCUAAUUUCCAACAUAUCUGAUAAUUACUUUUUUACAAAUGCUGAGAUUUGAGUUUUUAAAUGAUAAAUUAAAUAGAUUUUACUUUUAUUUAAUAAAGCAUUUGCAGAAAUGUUCUGUCAGAAGCUACAUAUUUAUGAUUUUGGUUUAGAAUUAAAUGUACAAUAAACCU
Messenger RNA from Cynoglossus semilaevis (tongue sole), 4489 nucleotides. It is a transcript of the gene gpr155a, whose product is annotated as G protein-coupled receptor 155a. The transcript is spliced from 16 exons. Gene Ontology annotation, biological process: G protein-coupled receptor signaling pathway; negative regulation of BMP signaling pathway; intracellular signal transduction. The record is from RefSeq and is a predicted model, not a curated record. Lineage: Eukaryota; Metazoa; Chordata; Actinopteri; Pleuronectiformes; Cynoglossidae. Gene Ontology annotation, cellular component: membrane. The coding region runs from base 244 to 2694 and encodes 816 amino acids. Gene Ontology annotation, molecular function: G protein-coupled receptor activity.